UGCAAAAAUAACAAAAGGCUUUCUCUUUAUUUCUCGAUGAAAAAUGUGAGGCUCAUUUCACUCAGAAAAGGCUAGCUUUCUUCCUCACAGCUGAUCUUGGUUGAAAUCUGGGUUUGUUUUCUUUUUCUUUUUACGGAGAAAUGGGGCAACUUUGUUGGGUUUAUUUAGUGCUGAUGUCACUUGCUUUUGGGUUGGGAUCGAAGACUUUGAGUCAAGAGGAUCCACAUUCAGAUGUUUACAUUGUUACUCUUAAGCAAGCUCCUUCAGCUCAUUACUUUGAGGAGGAAGUAAGAAAACAUAAGGGGUUCAACAAUGGCUCUACUUCAUACAGAUUAAGCAGUCUUUACAAACCAAGGAACAAUUCCAGAUCUCAUCAGAGGUGGAGUUAUAUUUCCAAAAUUCAUGAUUCUUUGUUGAGGAGUGCUUUGGGUGGGGAGAAAUAUCUUAAGUUAUAUAGUUACCACUACUUGAUUAAUGGCUUUUCAGUGCUUAUUACUCUUCAACAGGCGGACAAGCUUUCCAGGAGAAGAGAAGUUGCAAAUGUUGUGUUGGACUUUUCUGUUAAAACUGCAACCACAUAUACUCCAGAGUUCUUAGGUCUAACAAAGGGUGCAUGGCCACAGGAAGGCGGAUAUGGGACUGCUGGAGAGGGGAUUGUGAUCGGGUUUAUUGAUACUGGUAUCGAUCCUACUCACUCCAGCUUUGCCGAUGAUGUAUCAGAUCAUCCGUACCCUGUUCCAAACCAUUUUUCUGGCGUUUGUGAGGUGACUCGGGACUUUCCUUCCGGAUCAUGCAAUAGGAAGCUUGUUGGAGCACGCCAUUUUGCAGCAUCUGCUAUAACAAAAGGAAUAUUCAAUUCAUCUCAGGACUACGCAUCACCCUUUGAUGGGGAUGGACAUGGCACGCACACGGCUUCAGUUGCUGCAGGAAACCAUGGGAUUCCAUUGGUGGUAGCUGGGAACUACUUUGGAAAUGCUAGUGGGAUGGCUCCUCGUGCACAUAUUGCUGUUUACAAAGCUUUAUAUAAGAGCUUUGGAGGAUUUGCCGCAGAUGUAGUUGCUGCCAUAGAUCAGGCUGCACAAGAUGGGGUUGACAUAAUAAGCUUAUCAAUAACUCCCAACAGGCGUCCACCUGGUAUUGCAACGUUUUUCAAUCCCAUUGACAUGGCAUUGCUGUCAGCUGUAAAGUCUGGUAUUUUCGUUGUCCAAGCUGCUGGCAAUACUGGACCAUCACCUAAGAGCAUGUCUUCUUUCAGUCCGUGGAUUUUAACUGUUGGCUCUGCAUCUCAUGACAGAGUGUAUGCUAACUCUAUCGUCCUCGGAAACAAUGUAACUAUCCCUGGAGUUGGACUUGCACCGGGUACAGAUACGGAUAAAAUGUAUACACUAAUUUCUGCAGUUCAUGCUCUAAGCAAUGAAGCUACACUUGCCAUCGAUAUGUAUGUGAGUGAAUGCCAAGACUCCAGUAACUUUGAUGGGGAACUUAUCCAAGGAAACCUGUUAAUAUGUAGCUAUUCAAUCCGGUUUGUGCUUGGACUCUCCACAGUCAAGCAGGCCUUACAAACUGCGAAAAACCUUAGUGCAGCUGGAGUUGUGUUCUACAUGGAUCCUUUUGUAAUCGGUUUUCAGCUUAAUCCAACACCACUGAAUAUGCCUGGCAUCAUAAUUCCUUCAUCAAAUGACUCCAAGAUUUUACUACAAUAUUACAAUUCUUCUCUGGAAAGAGAUGGGUCUACCGGGAACAUUAUUAGGUUCGGGGCAGUUGCAAGCAUUUCUGGUGGACUGAAAGCAAACUACAGCAUUUCGGCUCCGAAGGUUAUGUUUUAUUCUGCCCGAGGACCAGAUCCUGAAGACAGUUUCCUAGACGCGGACAUAAUGAAACCAAACUUGGUUGCCCCUGGUAAUUCUAUAUGGGCCGCCUGGAGUUCUCUUGGCACAGAUUCAGUUGAAUUCCAAGGUGAAAGCUUCGCUAUGAUGUCCGGCACAAGCAUGGCAGCUCCUCAUAUUGCCGGUCUUGGAGCACUGAUAAAGCAGAAGUUUCCUCAUUUCAAUCCUGCAGCCAUUGCUUCGGCACUUUCUACAACGGCUUCUCUUUACGACAAAAAUGGCGGUCCAAUAAUGGCUCAGCGUGCUUAUGCCAAUCCUGAUAUAAACCAGUCUCCGGCGACACCAUUUGACAUGGGGAGUGGCUUCGUAAAUGCAACUUCGGCUCUUGAUCCGGGCCUAAUCUUCGAUACCACAUAUGAGGAAUAUAUGUCUUUUCUUUGCGGCAUUAAUGGUUCAAGUCCUGCGGUCUUGAAUUACACCGGUCAAAGCUGUCAGCUCUAUAACUCUACCGUCACUGCUGUCGACCUGAACCUGCCAUCAAUCACCAUUGCAAAACUGAACCAGUCUAACACAGUUGAAAGAUCGGUGACUAACAUUGCUGGAAACGAGACAUACAAAGUCAGUUGGACCACUCCUUCCGGAGUUUCGAUGAAGGUCACUCCAAUGUGUUUCUUCAUUAGCACAGGGGAGAAACAAGUCAUAACCAUAACCUUUAAUGCAACGACGAACGACUCCGUCCCCAGCUUCGGGCGGAUCGGACUUUUAGGAGAUGGAGGUCAUAACCUCAACAUACCAUUAUCAGUCAUUGUAAAGUUUUCCUACAAUAUGACUAAUGGCCGAGGAUUGAGAUAGAUAGUUGCUUUAUAAUCUGCCUUUUGCCUUAGCUUAUGGCUUGACCAUCAACCGAGUUUAUUUCAUUCAUUGCCCUGUAAAUGAAAUCAUUUUGUAAUCAAAAUUGA
Molecule: messenger RNA, 2785 nt
Organism: Hibiscus syriacus
Lineage: Eukaryota; Viridiplantae; Streptophyta; Magnoliopsida; Malvales; Malvaceae
Product: subtilisin-like protease SBT2.2
Exons: 10
Coding region: 141-2678 (845 amino acids)
Biological process (GO): proteolysis
Molecular function (GO): serine-type endopeptidase activity
Source: RefSeq, a predicted model, not a curated record